AGGACGGGGAUCCCGAGUGCUGCCUACGUUGCUUCUUCUGGGAGCUCUUCCACAGCUUGGAGACCACUGAGGAUGUGUGACCCCAACCAAGGCCGGCCACAACCACACCUUGCAGUGUGCCCUCCCGCCCCUGCAGGAUACCCUGGUCCUGGCACAGGUCCCUACCCUGGCGGCAUUGCAGUUUGCCCUGCUGCCCCUCCAGGACACCCUGGUCCUGGCACAGGUCCCUACCCUGGCGGCGUGGCAGUCUGCCCUGCUCCACCUGUCCAGCACCCCCAUGGGCACCCCCCAUCAGGGCAUCAUCCUCAUGGACACCAGGAGCACCAUAAGAAGCACCAUAAGAAGCACGAUAAGAAGCAUGAUAAGAAGAAGCAUGGCAAGCACCAUGAAGGCAAGCCCUCUGGCAGCUCAAGCAGCUCAAGCAGCAGCUCUGACUCUGACUAAAGGUCUGGCAUGUUCCACCUGCUCCGUGGUGAUCAGCAAAAGAUGAGGCCAAACUCCUCAUGGGAACCCCCUGCAUGUCAAUCCUCUCCCUCCCCCUUUCCCCUGGAGCAAUGUUUUGCCCGCUGAGUGAUUUUUCUUGUGUGCAAGAGUUUGUAAAUCCUUUGACCUGUAAUCUCCAAGUUAAUGGACAACAUUUCUACCCUUUAUCUUCCGGGAGAGCCUGCUGAAAGUCAUUACAUGUUGUUUUCCAAUCUGCUGGUGUCUGUGUGUUUUUUCCUGGGCAAUGAUGCUGGCUGCUAACAUUGAUCCCGUAAACCUCCUUACAUUUCGUGUGAGCUUUCCUAGGUGUAGCAGAGGGAGUGGCUGGGGGAUGCUGUAAUUAUGUGGGUUGCCAUCCUCCAUGCCAGGGUAAUAAUUUAUAGGAAAAAGCUCACCAUGGCAGAGGGAUUCUCCCAC
Molecule: messenger RNA, 900 nt
Organism: Zonotrichia albicollis (white-throated sparrow)
Lineage: Eukaryota; Metazoa; Chordata; Aves; Passeriformes; Passerellidae
Source: RefSeq, a predicted model, not a curated record